This is a messenger RNA of Schizophyllum commune H4-8, 1569 nucleotides long. RefSeq lists its product as uncharacterized. The record is from RefSeq and is a predicted model, not a curated record. Bases 1 to 1569 code for a protein of 522 amino acids. The transcript is spliced from 11 exons. NCBI's taxonomy places the organism in Eukaryota, Fungi, Basidiomycota, Agaricomycetes, Agaricales, Schizophyllaceae.
AUGACGGACGUAGGCGAGGCACAUAAGUGCAGUAGGCGGAAGUGCGCAUACGGGAGGCCGAGCGCGGAGCUUCCAGAUGCGUGGGUGUGCAACAAGGGAUUGAGCAAUAAGGGCGGCUGCCGGAGGUCGCGCUCGCGCGAGUGGUUCAGAAUGCUUGGGGAACAAUCUGCUCUUCGCGGCGGGCCUGAAGAAGUGGAGAGGGCGAUAGUGCAUCAAGAAGCCAAUCGGGCGACCUUCAAGCCUUUCUCGACCGCAGAGCCUGUCAACGGAGGAGCGCAAGGACGCGAUGCGCAAGCCAUGUUGGCGAUGACGCGCUCGCCCAGACAGCCGUCCAAUCUGCACUGGAGCACCGUCAUGGAUGGAUCCGUGAGGCAUACCUACUCAAAGAAUCAAAUUGCCGCUGCCUUGCAUGAGGCGCGGCGAACGGAGAUGCCCUGCGAUAACCCAACGACAUCCACCGACGACCAAACGAGGGAGCCGGAUGCGCAUAGGCCUUCCGGCUCGAGGGUACGGGCCUUUGGAGAUGAUAUGACGAAUGCAUGGCGGCCGGGAAAGGAAGAGCCACGGAUUGUCCUGCCAGAGAUCGUGGCCGUGAGGAUCUCUGGCGAAUGCCCUGUCUCGAGGAAGUUCCUCAAGAUCGUCAAUCGCGUCGGCCGCGCGCACAACCUCAUCGUUCGCGACCCCAAGACGAGGAUGAAAGUGUGGGCGGCAGUCGUCGUCGCCUGCCAUGCGCGCUUCGACCCGUGCACCCAUCUCGCAUUCGCGCGCUUCCUCUUCGCGUGGAGCAACGAGUACGCGCGGUAUCUCAAGCGCAAGAUUCGCAGCGAGCGCAGAGCUCAGAAGGUUCUGAAGGCGCUGCCCUCGGACGAGGAACUAAGGCAGCGGCGCACGCUGUACUUUGCUCGCGAUGAUGGGGAUGCCUGGCGACCAUACGCCAUGGAACAGGCCGCGCGCCGUGCAGAGGACGAGCGUCGCGUGCUGCAGUUCGUCCUUCAGUGCAAGGCUGAUACGGCGAGGCGGAAGGCGGCGGAUGCCAAGCGCCGGGAGGCAGAGGCGAAGAAGCAAGCAGCGGAGGAGGAGGAGGAGGAGCGGCGCCAGGCCGAGGAACGUGUGCGGUGGUUUGUGGAGAUGAUGGCGCGCGAGACGGCGAAGCAACAGGCUGAGUCGGCGGCUUCGCACGAUGGCGGUGUGGCGAGGGAUGCAGUGGCGAGGACGACAGAGCGGCCGAAGGGUAGCUCAGUUGAGGAGGCGCUGGUCAACGAGUCGGCGAAGCAGAAGGCUUCGCUGACUGUGUCGCACAACGACUGCAAAGUGGUCGGCGGCGGCGUGGUGAAGGGAUCCGGACUGCCAACGAGCAGUGCGGAGGAGUCAUUGGGGGAUGGCUCUAUCCCGAUGAUGCGGCGUCAGGCGGCAUCAAAGACGCUGACACUGGCAUUGCAGAGGAAAGUCUUCCGUGCGCCACCCGUCCCGUACUGGAGCAACGGGGAGCUCAAGGCGUACCCGACGCGCGAGGAUCUGCAGGCGUGUUGGGCUGCUCUGUUUGACGGUGCACUUGGGGGAAAGAAGUAG